This is a messenger RNA of Suricata suricatta (meerkat), 299 nucleotides long. Its product is annotated as histone H2A type 1-H-like. The transcript has a single exon. Gene Ontology annotation, molecular function: DNA binding; structural constituent of chromatin; protein heterodimerization activity. NCBI's taxonomy places the organism in Eukaryota, Metazoa, Chordata, Mammalia, Carnivora, Herpestidae. The record is from RefSeq and is a predicted model, not a curated record. The annotation marks the transcript as partial. Gene Ontology annotation, cellular component: nucleosome.
UUUUGCGCCCAUUAGAGACUAUAAAUAGGGUAGCUCUGGGGGAGUUUGCUCUGACUCUAUCCAGGUCUUUAGCAUUUUGUCCAUCAUGUCCGGACGCGGGAAGCAAGGCGGCAAGGCUCGCGCCAAGGCCAAGACGCGCUCGUCGCGGGCCGGGCUGCAGUUUCCCGUGGGCCGCGUGCACCGCCUGCUCCGCAAGGGCAACUACGCCGAGCGGGUGGGCGCCGGCGCGCCCGUGUACCUGGCGGCCGUGCUCGAGUACCUGACGGCCGAGAUCCUGGAGCUGGCGGGCAACGCGGCCC